CUAACUUCUGCAAUGCUUUGACUAAGGUUGUGUGAUGAGACGCAGAUGGAUGGACAACAACACAUGACGCUCAUCCAACACCAAGUGUCAGUCUGGUUUUGGACUGGCUGAGCUGUGACCAUUGCCAUGCCUGACAUGCAGACCUUUUACCAGCCCUGCCACACCAUUCGUCAGCACCCAGGUCUCUACCUGGACCCCUCCCUGAUGCAGCGACGUGUCCUGGAAGAUCAAAUGGAACUGUGGUGGUUCAGAGAGCCACGCCGCUCCCUGUUGUGCUACUGUGCCUCUGUGACCCUCAUACUGGGGCUGGGCCUCGGUGGCGUGGGCCUCCUCUCCACCACCACCAGCCUGUCCGGGGAGUGGCGCCUCGGGGUGGGCACCAUGCUCUGCCUCUUAGCCCUGGCUGUUCUGCUCAAGCAGCUCCUGAGCUCCGCCAUCCAGGAUAUGAACUGUGUGCGAAGCUGGCGUCGGAUCGACCAGCUGAAGAGCGGCGGGAGGGCUGACCCGGCACUGAUGUUAGCUGUGGGACUGGCAGUGAUGCUCUGUGGGACGGUGCUUCUCUGUGUGGCCACCAUCGGUAGCCAAGCUCAUGACAGCAAGGAGAUGUUGGUGUCUGGCCUGGUGCUGAUGGCUGCUGGGGCGGGCAUGGCUCUAGCUGUAGUGGGCUACAGUGUGCUCAUCUAUCUUAAAAGAAGAAGGGAGCAGAGGAGGAGGAUGAUGAUGAGAAUGAGGAGAGUAAGGAGGCUUGGGAGUCGAACUGUCAGGGUGUUCAAUGUCUCGGGAGGACAGAUGAGCCAGACCAGGAGUGGGACAUUGUCCAGCAGGACCAGCCUGAUCUGAAUGGACUAAAUGGGCAAAAUCACAAACGGAUCAAAGACUCUUUGAAAGCAAAGAUUCGAAUAAUUUGUCUAGCACAUGUACAUUUUGUACCAUUAGCAUAACUACGACAACUGUUGAACAUCAUCAAAAUACCUGUAAUUUGUAAAAGAACAACAGACUGCUGCAUCGCAUGCUUUUACCAGCGGCUCAGCAAUGUGAUGACUGUCUGAAUACAGCACUUUGAUACAUCUGGGUAAUUAUGGUUUAAAAUAAAGACUCGGUAAG
This is a messenger RNA of Perca flavescens (yellow perch), 1104 nucleotides long. It is a transcript of the gene tmem125b, whose product is annotated as transmembrane protein 125b. NCBI's taxonomy places the organism in Eukaryota, Metazoa, Chordata, Actinopteri, Perciformes, Percidae. The coding region runs from base 127 to 840 and encodes 237 amino acids. The transcript is spliced from 2 exons. The record is from RefSeq and is a predicted model, not a curated record.